Epinephelus lanceolatus (giant grouper) is the source of this 497-nucleotide messenger RNA. Lineage: Eukaryota; Metazoa; Chordata; Actinopteri; Perciformes; Serranidae. The record is from RefSeq and is a predicted model, not a curated record.
AUGGAGCAGAGCUCUCGCUGCCGCAUGGUGCCGCUUGAAACUGAUGAGGCACGUGUCCGCGUGCCGAAGAUGCAGGUGUCCGCGUCUGCGCGCUUACUGACGGGAGCGUUCUCGCGGGAGCGGCAGCCUGACUCCCUCCGUCAGAAGGAGGAGCGCAUUGAGGAGCUGGAGGAGGCGCUGAGGGAAAGCGUUCAGAUCACAGCGGAGAGGGAGGUGGUGCUUGCCCAGGAGGAGCAGGCACGCACGCAGUCGGAGAAACAGGUGGAGGACCUGCUGGUUGCCAUGGAGAAGGUGAAACAGGAACUGGAGGUGAUGAAAGCCAAGCUGUCAUCGACUCAACUCUCACUGGCCGAGAAGGAAGGUCACCUGACCGCACUGCGGGCCGAGAGGCGGAAACACCUGGAGGAGGUCCUGGAGAUGAAGUGAGGAUACAGACAUACACACACACGUUUUAUUGCUUUUAUUUAUGUUAACAUGUAAAACAGCUGAACGUCAAC